AUGUCAAGCAAGGUUCCCGCUCUCCUAGAGUCGUAUCUCGGGCUGCCCGAGGAAGCAUCGCUGAUAGUCUUGACAAAUGUCAUGGGGGCAACGACAAAUUGGCUGGUUCUACGGUAUCUCUACUCAUUACUGCAGGGGCGAGGCGCUGGCGCAGAUGAUGCAGAGACGAACUCUGGAGUUGUGCUUGUGAGCUUCAUGAGAGACUUGGCAUUUUGGAGAGAGGGCGCAAGCAGACUAGGUUUGGACCUGGACGGCCUAAGUAGGGCCGGCAAGUUUAGUUUCGUAGACGGCUUGACGGGCCUGCUCUCAGGAGGCCAGGGCUCAGAGUCUACUGGAGACAAGGGAAGGAUUCUAAAGAGUGGGAAGCUGGAUGAUGUGAGGAGAGGCAUCGAAGCAGCGAUUCGAGACGUGAGACUUGAAUCCAAAGUCUUGAUUGUUGAUCAACUAGACGAACUGUUGGCGAUAUCCGGAGAGGACGAUGUUACUGGGCUGGCACUGGAGGGGAUGCUGUUUUCUCUGAGAGAGCGAGUUCAUGCGACAAUCCUCACAUUCUCUGCAGACGACGCUCUCCUGCGCGCCCAAACCACAUCGUUGGAGCGCUCGCACGCGGCGUUGGUGCUCGCUCAGACGCAUGCUGCAGAUCUAGUCCUUAGCCUCAGGUUGCUAGACACGGGUGUGGCCAAGGAUGUCAGCGGCGUGGUGAGAAUUGCGGUGCGUAAGGAGGAGGAGGAGAGUGCAGAGUACUUGUAUCACAUUGGGGCGGAUGGGAAUGUGAAGGUAUUUGAGAGAGGGACGUGA
Molecule: messenger RNA, 798 nt
Organism: Trichoderma aggressivum f. europaeum
Lineage: Eukaryota; Fungi; Ascomycota; Sordariomycetes; Hypocreales; Hypocreaceae
Exons: 3
Coding region: 1-798 (265 amino acids)
Biological process (GO): tRNA wobble uridine modification
Cellular component (GO): elongator holoenzyme complex
Source: RefSeq, a predicted model, not a curated record